Molecule: messenger RNA, 2802 nt
Organism: Spodoptera littoralis (African cotton leafworm)
Lineage: Eukaryota; Metazoa; Arthropoda; Insecta; Lepidoptera; Noctuidae
Source: the annotation of a GenBank genome assembly
UCGUGACGGUCAAGCUCUCACGGACUCACUAAUCAGUUGACAUAUGCCUUCCUCGUCAUAUUGACAUUACGACAUUUUUAUAUCACUUUUAUUGUUGGUCUUUGCGUCCAUUAUGGCUGACGAAUCGGACUCACAAAGUGCUGCUUAACCAUGUCAUAAGGUGUGUAUUGUACUAAUUGGAUAUGAGAGGAUGAGCCAUGGAAUCACGAAGCGCGCCGCCGAGCCCCGACGAGCCCGGGGAGGCGGUGUACGACAGUCGGUGUGGACGGUACCCACACCCUCCUACUCUGCAGCGGACCUUCGCCAGCUGCCGCGAGAGCACGCGACCGCGCCCUCAUCACCGUCAUGCCACAUCAGAACCCGCGCGACCAGACGACCACGUGCAGCAGUCGUUCGUCACAGCAGAGGUUCACGACUACCCGUCCUCAGAAUCCGGCAUCGCUGCCGACUGUCCCCAUGCUCAUACUAGCAAUGCUGAUGACAGCCCUUCUUAUGAUCGCUCGGACUUUGAAGGAAAUUCCAGCUACAGUUUGAGGCACACUCCUGAUUAUCACCAUACGCUUGAUUGCAAGCACAGGCCUAUUGAUUACAAUCGUAGCCACACACCUGAUUACAAUCAUGGCCAUGGAUCAGACUGUGACCGAGCACACGGACGCUCACAAACAUCACGCCGACCGCAUAGGAAGCACAGGCGCGAGGAAGACGAUGGUGCACAGUCACUUGAUGAACGAUGUGCCAGAGAUCUGGAUGAAAUCCUUCCAGCGAGGCUCGCCGCAGUUAAUCUAUCUAGAGAGCCUCCACCUCAGACCUGGAACAGGAGCAAUAUUGCAGCAACUAUGGAACGAUUUGAACCAGUUGAUUACUCUUAUGCUUACUACGACCAUCACCUAUCAAUGCCUUCAUCAUCAAGAAAAGUAAACCGUCAGCGAGGUAGAGGCGGUAUACCGCGAGAUCGGUCGUCUCGACACAACUAUGUCACUAGAUAUGGCACCGAAGAGAACAUUUAUGAAGAAAUCACAGAUGGCUCUAGAACGUGUCCCAAACAUCGAUACGCGCCACGUCAGUCACUAGUUUCUUUAGAUAGAAGUGUUGUCGAGGAGGAAGUUCGUCGGGUAGAAUCGAGGCACAAACGAAUUUUGGGCGAAUUGAAUCUUAGUGUAGAAGCAAUGCUGAUGCCGGAAUGCGAAUCUCCCGAUUCGGAGCGUGCAGAAGACAGAGACAAUAUCGAGGAAUUGUUGCGAGUUGGUCCGACGGACGAGUUACUCUCGCCGGCAAGUUGUAAUCCACCAGACUUAGACAGCGGGUUUAGUGGCAGCAGUAGCGGGGCAAGUUAUGUAGGUAGUUUGCGCCGUAAACCGACGGGAUCAGUGCCGCACUUGCCUGCUGUGGCGUACGGCACGCGUGGAGCCGGCGUGCGGAUCCUCGGUGCUGAAGAGUGUGGCUUGCGAUGUCCCAAGGAUAUACCAUCUCCACGUAGUUCCAGCUGUGGAGAUGCCAAAACUAGCGGGUUUUGGAACAAAAAGGCGUGGAAGAAAAUAUCAGGUUUCUCUAGUUCUAACAGCAUCAACAAAGCUGGAUUAACUGGUCUGCUCGUUAGGUACACUUUCCGGCGUAAGUCCGGCUCGCAGGGCUCUCAGGGCAAGCGGCGUGCCGAGCCCGUCAAAUGCGAUGCGUGCCUCUCACAACGAUGUUAGCCGCUCUACGAUGACGCGUGUAGGCCAAGCAGAGCUAAAUCCAGAACAGCCACUAUACCAUACAGCUACUCCAACGGAAAACUGGUGGUGCCGCUGGAUUCCCUAGCACAGAGCUGAGGGGCCAGUCCCCCGAGGCAUUCCCGCCUCCAACUCCUCCGAGGGACUCCUCAACGCCGCAGGACAACGCUGAACACAUAAUACGAAAGAUGUUUUUCUUAAAUCGAUCGUGUCACACUGAACAGAAACAUUCCAUUUGAGCCCGACAACGGGCGCCAUUAGAUUGUCGACACCUCAGCGAGUCUCAAAGACAAACUGUUCGAAGGUGUACCCAGUGUAAAUAUAGUGAACAGACAUUGAAAUGUUACUGUAGGACAAGCGAGGAGAGUAUACGUCGAAGUGAUAGAAACGCCUAAAUUAAUUAUUCGUAUUGUUAUAACGAUCGUUUCAUAGAAACGUAAUGACUACAUUGUUGUUACUUAUCAAUUUUUAGUAGUUAAUAGGUACAUGAAAAGGCUGACAAAGUUGAAACCGAUUUUGUAAAUGAUAUGAAGCUGCCAUGUUAGCUAAUACUUCAGUUUUGUCUACCAGUUUGGCGUUUAUCUGCGAUUUUUCUAUAUCAAAAAUAUUAGAUAUAAAAGUAAUUCGAUAUAAGAAAAUUUAUAACUCUAAAAGCUACAGAUCUUUGCCCAAAACAUGGUGCUUGAUAUAACAUUACUGGAACAGCUGUCACUGCGUUAUUUACUGAUCGUGUAAAUAACUUCAUGACCCGAGCUACAAGAAUUGUAAGGUCCAAUCUAUUUAUUUCCAACAUCCAAGUAUGUGUAAAUUCAUUUGUUUCAUAAAAGUUUUAAACGUUUAUCUCAUUCGGUAAAACUAUUGUUAAUAAUUGUUAGUUGAUAGUAAUUGUAUAUUUUGUAAAUACAUGCGAAAAAUAUGGUGCACUAUUUGGUUUAUAAUUUAUGUAAAUAAAUAUGAAUGUAUGUAUACAGUCACAGUCGUACGCUUUAACUAUAUUUUACAUGCAUUUCUCGUAAACAGUUGAGUGUCCUCGUAAAUAAGAAUUUGAAUAAAAUAUCAGUAAUAUUGUGUUUUGUUUCGUGGGAUAUUA